Messenger RNA from Parastagonospora nodorum SN15, 1074 nucleotides. RefSeq lists its product as hypothetical. NCBI's taxonomy places the organism in Eukaryota, Fungi, Ascomycota, Dothideomycetes, Pleosporales, Phaeosphaeriaceae. The record is from RefSeq and is a predicted model, not a curated record. Bases 1 to 1074 code for a protein of 357 amino acids. The transcript has 4 exons.
AUGGCGCACCGUGGAAACUACAAUAACCGCGGGAACAACCUCUCAGGAUGGAGUUAUAUCCAUUCAACCAACACCCCCACCAACUCGUACCAAAACGCGCCCCAACCAAACUCGUACCAACAAAUUUCAAACCCGAAUGCACCAGUGCGCUCAACACCGCAACCAUUGAGCGAUUCACAAUUGACGCGUCCUACCCCGACGCUACCAACCGACGAACAAAUUCAACAGAUUCAACAAAUUCGACAGCAGAAAUAUGACAUGGCUUGGCAUAUCGUUGAUGAGUAUGCAAUCGCACUCCAACGGUCAAUACAAGCCGGAUCCGUGCGACCGCCUUUCAACGCCGCUCAACACCGCCUCGUUCGUUUGUUCGAGGACACAUACGAAGAGUUCUGCAAACUCCAGGAACAAUACGACCAACUUGAAGAAGAGCAACUCGAACUGGACAGCUAUGACUUAGCCAGAGCCAAUGUCGAUGACUACGCACUCGCACUCUCACGGUCAAUACGACUUGGAUAUACACGACCGUCUAUCAACAACGCUCAACACCGCAUCAUGAGCAUGUUCGAGGACACGCACGAAGAAUACCGUGCAAUUGAGGAACGAUACGACCAACUCGAAGCGGAACACGCUCAACCCAUUACAAGGCGUGUAAACAGCGUUCAGGUAUCUCUCUCUCACAAUGCCUCAACCCGAAUCAGCUCCUUCACCGAGCCCAAUCAAUCAGCUUCAAGAAGGAGAAGAAUGAUGUCCAGCAACGUGACAUGUUCCAUACCCUCUGAGAGCACAAAUGGCAUACCUGUAAUCGACAUCCGUCUAGUGCCCGCAGGAUUGAGUGUUGAGGCUAAGUACAGACUCCGCGCACAAACUGCUGCUGCUCCAGUGGAUGGGAUGCCGGGCAUGAUGGUGGUCAUUGAUCACGGCUUUAUGCCAGUGAGGCCUACCAGCGUGACUGCACUUGAUACCAGCUUGCUGGUCUACGAUGUUGACUAUAUGUCGGCGAUUGAUACCAGCUUUAUGCUGGUCUGCGAUACUGAGUUUGUCUCGGUCUUUGAUACUGAAAUACUCAGUUACUAA